AGCCGAGAGGCGGCAGAUCGCCCGCCCCCAUCCCUCAUCCCCAUCUCUUCCCUGGCUGGACAGGCGGCGGGUCGAGACUCUGUAAGGACAGAGAUUCAGAACAAGGCUUCUCGAAUGUGAUGGUCCACAGAUCAGCAGCAUUACCAUUAUCUGGGAGCUUGUGAGGACCACCAGAUCCCACCACAGACCUUCUAAAUCAAAAAUCUACAUUUUAACAAGACCCUCAAGUGAUUUGCAUGUACAAUAAAGGUUUAAAUUUUUGAAAUUGAAAUAGGUCUACACAUUAGGAACUCAUGUCUUUUCUUGUAAGUAAACCAGAGCGCAUUAGGCGGUGGGUCUCGGAAAAGUUCAUUGUUGAGGGCUUAAGAGAUUUGGAACUAUUUGGAGAGCAGCCUCCGGGUGACACUCGGAGAAAAACCAAUGAGGCGAGCUCAGAGUCGAUAGCAUCCUUCCCCAAGCAGGAGAUCAUGAGCAGCUUCCUGCCGGAGGGCGGCUGUUAUGAGCUACUCACUGUCAUAGGCAAAGGAUUUGAGGACCUGAUGACAGUGAAUCUAGCAAGGUACAAGCCAACGGGAGAGUAUGUGACUGUACGAAGGAUUAACCUAGAAGCUUGUUCCAAUGAGAUGGUGACGUUCCUGCAGGGGGAGCUUCAUGUCUCUAAACUCUUCAACCAUCCCAACAUCCUGCCAUAUCGAGCCACCUUUAUUGCAGACAAUGAGCUGUGGGUUGUCACAUCAUUCAUGGCAUAUGGUUCUGCAAAGGAUCUCAUCUGCACACACUUCAUGGAUGGCAUGAAUGAACUGGCGAUUGCUUACAUCCUGCAGGGCGUGCUCAAGGCUCUGGACUACAUCCACCACAUGGGAUAUGUACACAGGAGCGUCAAAGCCAGCCACAUUCUGAUCUCCGUGGACGGGAAGGUCUACCUGUCUGGUCUCCGCAGCAACCUCAGCAUGAUCAGCCACGGGCAGCGGCAGCGGGUGGUCCACGAUUUUCCCCAGUACAGCAUCAAGGUUCUGCCUUGGCUCAGCCCGGAGGUCCUCCAGCAGAAUCUGCAGGGUUAUGAUGCCAAGUCUGACAUCUACAGCGUGGGAAUCACAGCCUGUGAGCUGGCCAAUGGCCAUGUCCCCUUUAAGGAUAUGCCUGCCACCCAGAUGCUGCUCGAGAAACUGAACGGCACAGUGCCCUGCCUGCUGGACACCAGCACCAUCCCCGCUGAGGAGCUAACCAUGAGCACCUCGCGCUCAGCGGCCAACUCUGGCCUGAGCGACAGCCUGGCCACCAGCACCCCCAGGACCUCCAAUGGUGACUCACUAUCCCACCCCUACCACCGCACAUUCUCCCCCCACUUCCACCACUUUGUGGAGCAGUGCCUUCAGCGCAACCCGGAUGUAAGACCAAGUGCCAGCACCCUCCUGAACCAUUCUUUUUUCAAGCAGAUCAAGCGACGCGCCUCAGAGGUUUUGCCCGAGUUACUUCGUCCUGUCACCCCCAUCACCAGCUUUGAGGGCAGCCAGUCUCAGGAGCACAGUGGGAUCUUCGGCCUAGUAGCAAGCCUGGGAGAGCUGGAGGUGGACGACUGGGAGUUCUGAGCCUCUGAAGAAGGUGCACAUUUCCCAGCACGCGAUGGACAUGUGAGCCUCCAGGGCCCCUCUUGAGGGCUGGCCACAUUCCCACCCUCCAGGGUGCAGAUUGUGUAGAAAAGACAUUUCUGCCAGGAGAGUUGCCUGCUUGCUGGCGGGGAAAGAAAGUCCUGGAGAGAAACUUUUCUUUACUGCUCCAAUGUUUCUGAGACACCAACCAGGGAGCCAAACAGGCCAGAAAGCUGACAUUCCCAGCCCUGGGAGUUCAGUGACCUCUUCAGAAGGAAGAGAUGCCAUCCUGGCCCUGGGGGCUGAAGUUCAAGUCCAAGGUUUGACUCAUUGACACAGAGAACUGUGUGACUACUUCUCCCCACUCAUGCUCUCCUACCAGCCAAAUUCCAUUCUUUCCCAGUGCUCCCAGAUCCUGUAGGCCCAUGGAGAGGCAAGCAAUAAGCAACCUGCGCCCCCUCCCUCUCCCCUCUUCCUAAUAAUUGGAGGAAAGGGUAUUUUUUUUCUUUCUUAGCACCAGUUUAAGCCUGGGCAGUUUGUCCUGAUCCUUGUUAUCACUUGGGCCCUGACACCUAAAGCCUCCUUCCAUAGUUCGUCUGUGUAGUGCAUUCCUUUCCCACCAAGAGUCCAUCUCCCCGCCCCCUGCUGCUGCCUUGGUGCUUUCUCUGAGGGCCGCAAUGUCUUGCCUAGCCAGAGGGCUUUAAGUCACCGCGUUAAUUUUAUUGUCAGAACGAAUUAAAGUUUUCAGAAAACCCACUGGAGAGUGCACUGCUGUAUGGUGUUCACCAUGCAGGCUCAGACACGUCUCAUUCCACCCUGGGUUCUGCCAUCCAAGAGAGAGCGGUCCCACAAGUGCUCAAGGACGCACAGCAGUGAUCUCUUUCAUUAGUAGACAGCCUCACUACACCAAUUCUUUAAAACCCAUAACAGAUUUGCCUUAACUGUCUGGAAAUUAGAGACUGUUAGUUUUAGCCUGUGGGCAUCUAAACACUUUCGAAGCUGGAAAGGUCCAGGUGCUGGAGAUCAGCCCCUCUGAGGGCAGGACCACUUCUGGGCCACUAGGAGUCCAGGCAGAAGAUGCUCACCUUUGGCAGGAAAGGAGGUGGAGGGUUUAUUUUGUAACAUGACUUUCGGUGUCUCCUUACCACUGGAACUAAUACCCAAAGAGCUGGUAACCUAAGAAGCAGGCCAGCCCCCUGCCCUGUCAUCCUGGCUGGCAGCCAGCGAGGCCAGGCCUGGGGGCGCUUCUCACCUGGGUCUUCUUGGUGCUUCCCAGCCUGCAGGUGGCUGGCUCAGCUCUGCAGCCUCCCUCCUGCCAGUCCCCGCAGGGUGAGGUACUUCAAAUGUCAGAUUAAGGAAGCGCCCCUCCCUCUUCCCUGAAGCCACUUUGAACUUUCAAAUGCUCUUGCUUUCCCUUCCCUCAGAAAUUAACACCAGUUUAAAAAAGAAAAAACCCUCCUCCUCUGGCAGUUACUGGGAUUGAUGUGAAGGAAUGGCACCCACCAUGAGGUGGGGUGUGGAGACCUGAAAUGGAGUGAGGACAGUCACAUUUAUUUCCAACCCUCCUCUCUCCUGCUCAGCUUUUUUUUUUCCUUUAAACCUCAAGUUCCCUUUUCUUAACAUCAUUAUCAGCCAGCCUUCUUAGUAAACUGCUUUCUUCACCUA
Miniopterus natalensis is the source of this 3254-nucleotide messenger RNA. RefSeq names its product STE20 related adaptor alpha (gene STRADA). Gene Ontology annotation, cellular component: serine/threonine protein kinase complex. Gene Ontology annotation, biological process: protein export from nucleus; activation of protein kinase activity; protein phosphorylation. Gene Ontology annotation, molecular function: ATP binding; protein kinase activity; protein serine/threonine kinase activator activity. The record is from RefSeq and is a predicted model, not a curated record. Lineage: Eukaryota; Metazoa; Chordata; Mammalia; Chiroptera; Miniopteridae.